Messenger RNA from Acanthoscelides obtectus, 1098 nucleotides. NCBI's taxonomy places the organism in Eukaryota, Metazoa, Arthropoda, Insecta, Coleoptera, Chrysomelidae. The record is from the annotation of a GenBank genome assembly.
AUGAUGUGGUGCGUAGCCGGCGCUGCUGUCAUUGCAGCUCCCGAGCUAACAUAUAAAUCGGCGUCAAAGCAUGUCGUGUUAUUAGCAUAUUCUUCGGAAGCAUUGUAUACAACCAAACCGUCGCCUCAUUGGCGUUCCGCUACAUUUGAAAGUCUGAACGGAAUCAAAGCUAGCAGGAAUUUUCAUGAAUACCAGAGGACUGCGUGCGGUCAGUCAAUGUUUCCAAAAUGCCAGGAAGAUUGGAAAGAAAUAGCAGAUUUAUUUGAGGCACGAUGGAACUUUCCACACUGUUUGGGCGCAAUCGACGGCAAGCACAUUGACAUCAUUCCGCCGGCUGGAAGUGGCUCUGAAUUUUUUAAUUAUAAAGGCCGACACAGUAUGGUUCUUUUAGGAAUUGCAAAUAUCAAUUUAUUUUAGCAGAUUUUGGGACCAAUGGAAGAAUUUCGGAUGGAGGUGUUCUCCAAAACACAAAAUUUUUCGAAAUGUUGACAAAAGGUGAUUUACGUAUCCCAACCGAAGAAUAUGUCAAAGGAAAUGGUAGGAAUCUGCCGUAUGUGUUUGUCGCCGACGACGCUUUUGCUUUACGCAGCGAUAUGAUGAAACCAUUUCGACAAGCGGACUUGAACUCGAACGAGAAAAAAAUAUUUAACUAUAGAUUGUCUCGUGCAAGGCGCAUCAUCGAAAAUACGUUUGGAAUAUUGGCUGCACGAUUUCGUAUAUUUCAUACUCAAAUUAAUGUUGAACCUGAAAACAUUAUUAAAAUAGUAAUGGCCGCAGUUGUGCUGCACUAUUUUCUCAUAGAAAAUUCACCAAAAUCAUACGCACCUAAACAAUGUGUUCAAGAAGAAAAUGCUGACGGAACCGUUAUUAAUUAUGGAUACAAUACACAAAACUCUAGCAUGGAAAAUUUAGAGCAACGAAACCCCGGCAAUAUCAAUGACACAGCAAAAAAUGUUAGGGAAAAUUUCAUGUAUUACUUUAAUCAUGAGGGCAGCGUACCAUGGCAAAACAGUUAUAUUAACUAAAUAUAUAAUGAAUAAAAAUAAUGAUAGAUUGUGUUUUAUUAAUUUACCUCAGAUAAAGUCUCCUCAUCUGCAU